UGAACACAAACCACUACCACACAGGGAUUUGGAUUGGUCAAUACCUAUCAGAAAGUCGAACACUUCGUUCAAGUUCAGAUUUUUAUUAUAAAAGUUUUACACUCAAACUCAAAUAUGAAUGCAUCAGUCCGUUUGUUACAAGUUUGUCGUUUUUGUUUAAAUAGUGUCGAAAAGCAAAAAUCGUUUCCGGUGGACGCGGUUGAAGAGAGAAGCGGAAUCAGUUAUCGCGAAUUUCUCCAUAGAUGGGAUUCGGAUGGACGAAUGAACCAUGACCUUGAGGAACAUCUGCCACAAAGAGUAUGUCGCACUUGUCAACGCAAAGUAGAUGAUAUCCUGCACUUUCAGGCGGAAACCAUAUCCAAUACCCAAAUGCUGAUCGCCAUAGCUGAAGCAAAGCAAUACGGAAGCCUGACAACACUCGAAAAUCAACUGAAAUCUGGACUAUGUCGUUCCGGUUUACACCGUUUGAAUUUGAUUAAGCAGGUGGAUGCGACCGCCGAAGAGAUCAUGCAAGAACUGCGAAGAAACCUUCUUCCAGCCUGUGGUAUCAAUAUCAAGACUGAAACUUCCGAUACUGCAGAAGAUGAUGCGCUAAAUGAACCAAUGGAAUAUACAGAAGAGACUGUCCUAGAUGAAAACUGUGAUUUACAGCUCAAGUUUGAGGUGGGUGAAGAAAGCUAUGAAUCACCGGAAAAGAUAGCCGAGGUUAACACCAAAAAGCGACCGUGCAUUGUCCAGGGCUGUGAACCGGUAAUUGGACGAGGCUUGCAGCACGCCAAGACGAAGCAUCGAACUUAUUGCAAAAUUUGUGGGCAGGUUUUCGGCAAACACAGCCAUGCGUUGUACCACGUGGCAAUACACAAGCCCAAAGAGGAACGCCUGCGCUGUAGCAUGUGCAAUAAGACGUUUUGCCGAGACUAUACUCUGAAGGUUCAUCUGUUGGAAUCUCACGGACAGACAACAGCGAGCUUCGAAUGUGCACUUUGUGAACAAGUUUUUGAAACAAAAGCGGAUCUCGCCAAACACCGGGAAAUCCAUUUGGCUUCGCCGUGCCAAUUCUGCGACCGUAGGAACCCAUUUGGAAGCUACAAAAGGUUGCUGGAACAUUUCCGAUUGGCACACAAAAAGCAAAUUUUCAAAUGCGAACAUUGUGCCGGCAGCUUCCUCGGUCGACGAGAACUUGAAACCCACAAAGAGAAACAUCGGGAUGGAACGUUCGAUAACUGUGUCGAGUUCGCUCUUCGAUCGUGGAAUGAAAGCUUCAGGUGUAGCGUCUGUGAACGAUCCUUCUACAAUGAGGAGUAUCUUAACAGACAUCGAGAGAAAGUACACAAGGUUUACCCACUGCGCGUUCCCGAGCCCAAAACAAGCGUGACCGAAUUAGAUUACAAAUUCAAGUGCAAGGAAUGCGACGCCCGGUAUCGCCUGAAGUCUUCAUUGAAAGGUCAUGUGUACAAGAACCACCGUACCGAACGCAAGGUUUGCAAUCACUGCGGAGCGUCUUUCAAAUCGAAUAAUGAAUUGGACUGUCACGUUCGAUACGUUCAUACUAAAGAUUUUCGCUUCAAAUGCGAAUUCUGUGAUAAACGAUGCAACACCAGUAGUGAUCUAAAGGUUCAUCGGCGGACACAUACCAAUGAGCGGCCGUACAAGUGUUCAUACGAGGGCUGCUAUAAAGAUUACAAAACCCAUGGGGCCAUGAAAAAGCAUGUUCGGUCGGUGCAUACCCUGGAGCGGCCGUACAAAUGCACUUAUGAAGCCUGUGGCAGGGGAUUCGUUUGUAGUGAGCUGCUGAAGAAACACGUGCUCAGUCACACAAAGGAGAACCCGUUCAAGUGUGGGUAUUGUGAAUUACGAUUUAAUCAGAAUUAUUCCUUACGGGGCCAUAUUCGGAAACAUCACCCGGGACAACCGGAUGAAGUACCGGCAGAUGGAGAGGUUAGAUGUGAAAAGGACUGCUUAAAUCAUUUUAUUGUCGCAUCUCAAACCACCUCAACCAUUUGUUUUUAAUUUCCUACAUCUUCUGAGUAAUCUAACACAAUGCUGAAAAGCGCAGUGGCACUCUACUACUGAAACUAUAAAUUAAGCUCCAGGUUCAUAAAUGAAUAAUAAAAAGAAAAACCCUAAUUAAUCCACCUAGCGGUGAUGGCGCCUUUCUCGUGCCUUCGAAACCCCAUUUCAAUAAAACUCAAGCGAAAUGUUGAUGUACAUCGCAUUUUCAUACAAUUAACAGAAAUCCAUUUCAUGAUACCACAAAUCAUAUCGUUUAUCUGGCUUUUAAUGUUUGAGCCUCAAACUCUUAAGAAAAAGACGCUAUCUUGAAUUUGAAGCCGCCAUUUGGGAUUUAAGUUUGCCAUCUUGGAUGUUCUGGUCGCCAUUUUUGGCGUCUAGGCAUCUUCCCUACGAAAAAUAUACUUCAUUAAGGACAAACGUCUUAAAAUCCCGCUUCAACAUUGCAUCAAAACUUCAGAUGCACAAAUCUCAAGAAGCAAGCUUCAAACAACAAUGCAUUUUAUUAUUCUGUUCUUGCUCACUUGUAAUUAGCUUAAAAUAAAAAGCUCAGAUGCGAUGGUUUUGUUUACGCAGAGAUUUGUGCCCUCGAAAUCGUGAGUAGGUGCCAAAGCCGGCCAUUGUGGUGGCCAUUUUGGGAUUCUAACAAGCCUGUCCUUAAACAGCCGCCAUCUUGAAUUUGGAGCCGCCAUCUUGUAUUUUGGACCACCAUCUUGGAUAUUCCAGUCGCCAUUUAUGGAAUCCAGACAUCUUCCCCAUACCACACACUUAUGUCGUUUUCGUUUUUGCGGUGGUGCUACACCGGUGUAGCACUUUUGCACCGAAAGUGUUCGUUUUUCAUUUUCGUGCUGCACCGGUGUAGCACUUUUUCUGCACCGCUCAAGAUAGUGCAGCACUCAAAAAUUCGAGAGUGUAGCGAGUGUACACCGUGUCCACCAAUCAACGUUUGCAAAGUUGUAAAUAUUUUGCCUUUUAUUCACGCACACCAAUGCGACUGCACCGAAAAUGUUCGUUUUUGCAGUGAAAAGUGUAGCACGAAGCGGUGUAGCACCACCGCAAAAACGAAAACGACAUUAAAAAAUUGUACCGAACUCGGUUGAAUUUGAACCGAGUUUUUAUCUGCUGAACGCUCGGUUGGUUGUUCGGUUGAAUGUAGAAUAACCGAGUGUUCGGUAAACAUUGGUUUCUAUCCCAAAUGUCAAACAAACCGAAGUAAUCGGUUGGAGCUAAAUCAAAAAAACGUGGCGAACCGAGCAUCGGUUGAACGGAGCUCCGAUUUUCUUAUUGGAAUGAAUUUCGAAUUUCAAGAAGUUCAGGUCUGUCAAAGAACAAAGAUUAAUCAUUAAUUCCAUCUGUUCGGAUCAAAUUCGGCGCAAACAAUUUUUGUGAAUCGGCCUUUUAUUGUGGCAGAUCAAACUGUAAGUAAUAAAUUUGACAUUUUCGUCAAUGAUAAUACAACUUGUUUAGUAUGAAUUCACUUACAAUUUUAGUUUGAUUUUCUCCUCUAUUGGCUUCCCUUCUACCUUCCUUUGCAGGCAACGUAGCCACGAAUUUUGUCCUCGAAAUACUCCGAUUUGGACCACUGUGCAAAGUCUCGUCCUCGUCGUGCGUCGAUAUCUGGUUUCUCAAGUCUGUUGUCUAAACUGUCUCUUCCCGUCGGGCCUCCAGCUCAUCAACCACUAAAUUUUACUCCGCGGUGUAUUAGUUUGUGAUCAUCUGACCAAAUCUGAUCCGAAUUCAAGAAUCCACUAACAAAUCACCCGCGGAACUAUUCUAUUUCAAGUUACUUUCCUUAAACUGCCCUAUCAUCAAAUUUCGCAAAUGGUAACUAAUUCAAUUUUCUUCCACUUUAUUCCUCAUAUCUCGACCACCUAUCUUCUAUGCACUACCUUUGUUUAUGUUUUCCUUGCAACUCUCCUUUGACGGCUUUCCAUCUCUCUUUCAAUACUGUCAUCUCUUCCGUCACUCUGACACCUGUCAACCGACAUUUACGCUUGCUGCCCAACCCCCUGAAGAAAGCGUUAGUUCUUGAAGCCGCCGCCUUUGGUGGGGCGCCACAGGUUUGUUUACGAAAUUUCAGUCUGCUGGCCAAUUUGCUACGUGCGGAAGCGAACUUUGUCGUGCGAAGAUAAAUUCGGGAUCGUAAAACGAUCAUUUCCACAUGUUGUACAAUGGGUUUAGUGUUCUUUGUUAAAUUUACAACACGCACAAGUAUGAAAAUACAUAUAGACCAUUUAAAACAACACUAAAGUCAAUUAAAUUUGAAUGUCGCACCUGCUUCAACAGAAAAAUUCACUGUGUUUUCAGCCUUAUGCAA
Molecule: messenger RNA, 4327 nt
Organism: Aedes albopictus (Asian tiger mosquito)
Lineage: Eukaryota; Metazoa; Arthropoda; Insecta; Diptera; Culicidae
Product: zinc finger protein 888
Exons: 4
Coding region: 115-2010 (631 amino acids)
Biological process (GO): regulation of gene expression
Cellular component (GO): nucleus
Molecular function (GO): zinc ion binding
Source: RefSeq, a predicted model, not a curated record